AUGGCAUCAAUUGGUACUGGAAAAUUCAAAAAUGAACCAACUUUUGGUAAGAAUAUUAAAGAAAUAUUGAUACUUUUAGAAAGAAGUAUAGCUGAAAGUGAGAAACAAUGGGUUGAUCUUGUUUCGGAAAAUAAAAAUUUAGUGGAUGUAAAUGCUUUUAGAAUUAAUAAGUUAUUUGAUAAUAAAAUAGGUUUGGAUGUCAAAGAUAAUAAAAGCUUUGAACUUCUAAAAAAAACUGUACACGAAUUUAAAACUGAAAGACCAGUAAUCGAUUUGGUUUGCAAAUCAAUUUCAUGUUUAUUUUAUCUCUCAGAUUUACAAUUAUCAAGUAUAAUUACCAAUCUUCCAAAUGAAAUUAUUGCUCAAUUAAAAGAUUCCACUGUUCCAUUCGCAUAUAGAUUAGAAAAUAGUUCACUAAAAAAUGUUCAAAUUCAAAAAAGACAUUAUUUAUCAUCAAAUCGUCCAAUAGAAUUAGUUUGUUGUAUUCUAUAUCUACCUGCCAACAUUGAUAUUAUUUGUAAGGUUGUCCCCAAAUCUAAAUUUUUAAAUGAAACAUCAAUAUCUGGAUGUCCUUUUGAUUUGGAAAUGGAUUCAUCUUUUUAUGGUAUUAAAAAGAAAUUAUCGUUAUAA
Dictyostelium discoideum AX4 is the source of this 630-nucleotide messenger RNA. RefSeq lists its product as hypothetical. Bases 1 to 630 code for a protein of 209 amino acids. The record is from RefSeq and is a predicted model, not a curated record. NCBI's taxonomy places the organism in Eukaryota, Evosea, Eumycetozoa, Dictyosteliales, Dictyosteliaceae. The transcript has a single exon.